AUGGCACCUAAGAAGAAGUUGAUUGCUAACAAACUCGAGUCUAGUUUAUGGAUAUCUCAGAGGAACCAACAACAACCUCCUCAAGAGCUCAAUGAGGAACGAAAUCCGGGGUUGUACGAGCAAGAACCAACGGUCAUCAAAAAUUUAAAAUGGGAAAUUUAUGGGAAUGUUGUGCAACGAGAUAGGUAUGAAA
Messenger RNA from Ilex paraguariensis (yerba mate), 193 nucleotides. NCBI's taxonomy places the organism in Eukaryota, Viridiplantae, Streptophyta, Magnoliopsida, Aquifoliales, Aquifoliaceae. The record is from the annotation of a GenBank genome assembly.